AUGACUCACAGUACCAAGAUUAGUCAAAAGUAUUUGUGUAGUAGCGGCAGCAAUAACAUUAAUACAAAAAAGAAGGCAACAGAACUCGCUUCAACACUAUCAGCCAAAUCGAAAGAAUCAAUGGAUAAAUUGGAACAAGACCCAGGAUUGAUGUCCUAUGCCGACUUGCAUGGUGAAUGGGAAACUAGAGAAAUCAGCAUCUUUGGUGCUGUCAAGAGUUUCAUUUCACAAUUGGGUAUUGGUCAAGAACUUACAAAGGUAAGCAUGCCUUCAAUGUUUUUGAUGCCAUACUCCAUUUUGGAGCUUGCUGGAGCAAGAUAUCUUAAAUACUUUCACCUUUUAUCUGCUGUUUCUAGCGAACCAGAUCAAGCUAGAAGAAUGGCAAUUGUAAUCCAAUACUUUUUGGCUUGUAUUCGUGAUGGAAAUUUCCAAAGAAAACCAUAUAAUGCAUUGUUGGGAGAAACACAUAACUGUUUUAUUAGAUAUCCAUCGGCUGAAGAAGAUGGAAAGACUAGUACUGCACGAUUCAUUGCUGAACAAGUUACUCAUCAUCCACCAUUAACAGCAUUCCAUAUUGAAACAAGCGAAGGUUUAACCAUGGAUUGCAAUGUUCAAUUCUCUGCUAAAUUUCACAUGAACUCUGUAUCAAUUGUAACAUCGGGUGAUAUUAUUAUAAAGGUACCAAUGAGAGAAUCAGAUGGAGAGCCUGCACACGAGGAGGUAUAUGUUAUCGAUAAGGGUCUUCCAGACGCCAUUGUAAAGAAUGUUAUCUUUGGUACACGUUCAAUCAACUGGACCGACUCUGUCGAAAUCAUGUGUCAAACCACAAACACCUCUGCCACUCUCCACUUUGACAAGAACGAGUUUGUCAAGGGCGAUAUUUACGAAUACAACGAAGAAAAGAAUGAGGAGGAACACCAUGCCACCCUAAGUGGUUAUCUCAACAGUACCGUCAACAUUGAAUAUUUUGAUACUCCUGCUUCUUCUGAAAAAUCUAAAAAGAAGAGUAAAAAGAAAUCAAAGUCAAAGAAACAAUUUGGUCCAACAGAUACAGUUUUAUUCGAGUCUGAAAAGUUACAACCAAAUCAUACAUUAUAUCCUAAACAAACUGAUCCAAUCAAUUCACUCAACGUUUGGAAAGAGGUUACCAAGCACAUUGUAGCCAACGAUAUGGCCUCUUCCGAUGUCGUCAAGAAAGAGAUUGAAGACGAACAAAGAAAGCGUCUCCGCGCAACCAAAGAAGAGGAAAAGAAGGAAAGAGUAUAUUUCAAAUUCGACGAAGAACAAGAACGUUGGGUUUUCAAGGGUUUCCCAACUCCAAACUAA
Messenger RNA from Cavenderia fasciculata, 1326 nucleotides. RefSeq names its product oxysterol binding family protein (gene osbG). The coding region runs from base 1 to 1326 and encodes 441 amino acids. Lineage: Eukaryota; Evosea; Eumycetozoa; Acytosteliales; Cavenderiaceae. Gene Ontology annotation, molecular function: sterol binding. The record is from RefSeq and is a predicted model, not a curated record. The transcript is spliced from 6 exons. Gene Ontology annotation, cellular component: cytosol; intracellular membrane-bounded organelle; membrane.